This is a messenger RNA of Megalops cyprinoides (Indo-Pacific tarpon), 2845 nucleotides long. RefSeq lists its product as uncharacterized. Lineage: Eukaryota; Metazoa; Chordata; Actinopteri; Elopiformes; Megalopidae. The record is from RefSeq and is a predicted model, not a curated record. The transcript has 10 exons. Bases 451 to 1992 code for a protein of 513 amino acids. Gene Ontology annotation, biological process: regulation of transcription by RNA polymerase II; anatomical structure development. Gene Ontology annotation, molecular function: DNA-binding transcription factor activity, RNA polymerase II-specific; RNA polymerase II cis-regulatory region sequence-specific DNA binding.
GGGAGAAAGGGCACGUCGAUGAAAUGGUCACAUUGUAGGUAUUCAACUAAACUGUAAAUAGUCUCACAGAUCGUGCCACAUCGGAUAUUUGCCGAUAUUUUAAAACGGAUAUUCACAGAUCAAUCGGUAAAUGUCAACAGUAAACAUUAAACUUUAUUCAAGAUAUGCCAACCACGUAGCGAGCUAUUGUUAACUGAUUGAACUUGAGCCUAGCUAAUAUCGUUAGCUGUCUGGUUAUCUAGCAGCCUAGUAACCUAGCUAGCUGUUCCCUGUGAAAUCCGAGCUGUAGACGUUGAGGGAAUACCUAACUUGUACUAAACUAGUUAGCUGUUUUAUAACCAGAGAUGUAGCACUGAUGAUGGCUGAAGAUCUUUGAGGGGGUAGUUUGCUUGCUAUCUGCAGCGAUUGUGCUUGUGCGCCCGUGCCGCUCCAUCUCCGGUCCGGGUCACCAUGGCGAAGAAGAGGAACCUGGCUGAUCUGGUGGUGGCGUGCGAGUGGGCGUCCUGCACCUUCAAGGGGAGGACCAUGGAGGAGCUCUGUGAGCACAUGUCGCUGCACCUGAAGGAUCACCUGGGUGAUGGAGACGCUAUGGAGGAGCUGGAUGACUACGCGUGCCUGUGGGAGGGCUGCGAGUUCCUGGCCAUGGGCAGCCCCAGCGAGCUGGUGGUGCACGCGCUCUUCCACAUCUUCCACAGCAAGCUGAAGUUCAUCGGAGCGCAGCUGCUGCAGGCCCACCCCGAGCUGCCCAGCUGCACCCAGGACCUGCACAGCAACAACCUGGUGCCCGAGCUGGCCGAGGGCUUCGUGUGCCAGUGGGAACACUGCGACAGUACGUUUAACAACGCGGAGUGGUUUUACCGCCACGUGGACAUGCACGCUCACUGCACCAAGAUGCAGCCUCUGCCCGACCAGCAGCAGGCGCUCUUCUGCAGCUGGAAAGGCUGCGACGCCUUCUUCAAGAUCAAGUACCGUCUGCGAGAGCACCUGCGCAGCCACACGCAGGAGCGUCUGGUGGCCUGCCCCACCUGCGGCUGCAUGUUCUCCAGCAACACCAAGUUCUUCGACCACAUCCACAGACAGGCUGAGCCCGAGGAAUCUUUUGUGUGUGAGCACUGUGAUAAGCGCUUUGCCAAUGAGAGGCUCCUGAGAGACCACGUUCGUCAGCACGUGAACCAUAUCAAGUGUCCGUUGUGUGACAUGACCUGCACUUCGCUCGCCUCCCUGAAGACCCACAUCAAGUUCAGGCACUGCGAUGAGCGUCCUUUCCCCUGUGACUUCUGUGAAAGCAGUUUCAAGAACCAGCAUGACCUGCGGAAGCACAUGGAGACCCACAACGAGGGCACGGCCUUCCACUGCAGCGUGGAGGGCUGCCAGUACUCCUCCCGAAUGGCCCACACCAUGAACCAGCACUACAAGAGAGUGCACGAGGGUGACAUGGUCUCUAAAUAUAAGUGCCACCUCUGUGAUAAAACAUUCUCCUGGUGUUACACUCUCACCCUUCACCUGCGGAAGAAGCAUUACCUCAAAUGGCCCUCUGGCCACUCCCGAUUCAGAUACAAAGAGGAUGAGGAUGGGUACCUGCGGCUGAAUAUGGUCCGCUACGAGACCGUGGAGGUGACCGAGGAGAUCAUGAAGAACAUGGCCAAGAAGCGAACCCCUCGAAAGGCCUCGGGCUCCGGCGGCCAGGCCAAGCGGCCAGCUCUGCCGGUGGGCGGCGCCCACAGCAUCUCACCCUGCUCUUCCUCCCCCUCCUCCUCCUCCUCCUCAUCCUCCUGCUCAGGCCCCUCAUCCUCCGAGCUCGCCGGCCAGCCCUCCUCCGUGUCCCCAGACCCCAAGGACGGCGGGCAGGCGGUGUACUGUGCCAUGAGCACAGUGACAGAGCUGUGCGGGGAUCCAGGCCUCAGCCAGGACAGCUCCCAUGCAGGAGGCCCCUCAGGGGCAGUCAAGGCCCUCACCGAGGUGGCCAGAGGCCUGGGGAUGGAUGUGGUGUAACCGGCCAAGCCCAGCGCUCACCUGGCAGCGCACACCGCCAGCCUACAACACUCUCACAAUGCUGCCGCCACCUGGUGUCACACCUGGUGGCACGGCGUCACUACAACAUUAAGGUAGCUGAGAAUGCCAUGCGUUACCUGGGAAACACUGAAUUCCACAGACUCGGGGAGUACAGCUCCUGCAGAGCUUUACUUCCUGCGGUUUAAUUAACGAUCAAAGGUCGCGUCCUGGGAGGGCUUUUUAAAUGUGUGUCGCAGAUUAUGUAAGUAUGGUAUUAGAGCUUUUGAGGAUUCAUACAGCCAAUUUUAUUUUGAUAACUGUAUUUUAGUAUUUAUUGUGAGGCUUCUGUAACUGUCCCUUUAAGGGUGUCUACCAGUGGCAUUGGUUUUUACUGUGGCUGUGUAUAGUUCAUGUUUUGCAUUUGGCUGAAAUGGCAGUAUUAGAAUAAUCUCAGGUUUUUAUCUCAUAGAUUUUAGACUCUAUUGCCACAUUUCAGACAUUGGGUGCCAUGCAGUGGUUCCGCUUUUCUCAGACCCUUCCUUUUAUGGUUGAAACGUUGAAACUCGUGUAUUCAAUUUUACUGAAAGAGAGGUAGAAUUUUUUUGUAUAUUUUUUUUGGCUCUGAUUCCCCCCCAUUUUACAACCUGUUUUUGACAUAAAGAUGUUUGAAUGUAAUCUUACAGUUUUGUUUUGUUAUAUGAAAUAUUCAUUCAGGAAUGGUGAAUGGCAGUUGAACACAUGCACAUCAGGGAAGACGGUUAACGCCUAUUCGAUAGUACAAAAGUAGAUCACAGUCCUGAAAUCAUCACUGGAUGUUAUUAAACAUGUACAUUUUUUAUUGUAUCUUUAAAAA